GUCAUGGAUCUGUCACCAAAAUAUGAGCUUUGCUACCAAUACUGUAAACAGUAUUAGUGUAUGCAUUCAAUAAAAUAACUUGGUUUUUUUUUUUUUUUUAAGUAGGAUAGAUGCUUUUGUGUUUUGUGGGGUGAUCCAUGAAACAGGAGUGAAGAUGCUUGUUUCUUACUCUGUCCACUGAGUUAUGUCUCUAGGCUUGUCCUACUCCUUUGGCUGCAUCCCCCCCAACAUCUGCUGACUAUUUUAUUUUUCAGAUGAAAUCACACGUUAUAGCUUAGAGAGGCCUGUAAGCAAUCCUACUUUGGUAACUUAAGUGCAAAGAGGAGAGCCCCACACUCAGCCUGAGGGUGCAUUCACUGGUGGAUCCAAUAUUUCAGUUUCCUCUGCUAACAGAUCACCACAUUGUUGCCAGGACCAUAAUGAAUGCAAUUCUUUCUCCUAAGGAAUCUGGUGGCAACUGUCAAAUGUUAAGCACAAAGCUUCAGGUUGUACCUAUAACACACACCCACAUCGCAACCUACCCUACAGGCUAUUUCUGGGUGUGAUUUCAUGCACCUGCACAUGAUGAGACAGGAGACCUCUUUGGCUACUUAUAGGAACUGGUGUGAUUUCUCAGUAAUCUUUAAUGGGUAAUAUUGCUGACUGAGGAGAAUUUGAGGUAGGAUGAAACAUUUCUGUGCAGGGAUUGGGGAGGAAGCACUCAUUUAGAAACAUAGCAAUGACUUAGGUUUUUCCAAUCAAGCCUAGAGCCAAAUUUGGCUUUGGAAGCAUGUGGUGCUCAGUGGCUAUGCCACAGGGAAGUCCCCUGAAAAGGGUCCAUCAGCUUUUGCUCAGUACAGGGAGAACAUUAGCAAGGAGGCAAAGUCUGUUAUCCAUGACAUCAGCCGUCCCUUCGUGGACAUUCUAUUGUCUCCUAGAGAGACCUUGGAAUCCCUGUGAUGUCACCAGUAUCGUUGUGACAACCAAUUCCCUACUUUUUCUCUUAGUGUCCAAAGGAUAUAUCCACAGGCAUGUUUGCCCGUCUUCUCAGGCGCUUUGGGAGAGUUGAUGUUGAUAGAGAAGACUCUAGAGUGAAGCAAACGAAACCUAAAGCAGCCUGCAGACAGACGUCAUCCCCUGAAAAUGUCCUAAACAAGGUGCAGGCCAACGAGGAAGAGGAGAGGCUGAAUAGAGAACUGGAGCUAACUACCAAGGAGAGAAAUGAGCUGACAGAUCGCCUCCUUUAUGUGACAGGUGGAUCCAUGAGCAAGAGCCCCUACUUCAGGCCAAAUCCAUUUUAUGAAAACUUGAAGAUAAAGGAGAAAGAGGUCAUGUCAUUACUGCACAACUUAGACACAAAGAACAUUGAACAUCGUGAGAAAUUUCAGGAGCUCAAGAAGGAGAUUAACUUCUAUCGGUAAGUACUUGUCAGAAGGGCCCAUCACUUGUGGAAUAUCCAUUCCCGCCUCUCUUUGUUCUGGACUGGAGAGCCUGUAGCUCUGGGUCCAUGUCUUCUGUUGUUUGAAUAUCACUGUGCCGUGGGUCUUUUGGACUCAGAUUCAGUUCCAUAAGGGACUGUCAGUUAUCACCACAGUGUCUAUGCAUCUUUAGAAGGCUCUGGAUAGAACUACACUGAUUCAGGCAUCAGAGUGUUAUUAGGCCAACCUGCGGCUCUGGGGUCAUACCAGGUUUAACAAAGCUCAAUGUGUGGACCACAUGGUUAGCAUGA
This is a messenger RNA of Rattus norvegicus (Norway rat), 1708 nucleotides long. The record is from RefSeq and is a predicted model, not a curated record. Lineage: Eukaryota; Metazoa; Chordata; Mammalia; Rodentia; Muridae.